This is a messenger RNA of Botrytis byssoidea, 189 nucleotides long. RefSeq lists its product as uncharacterized. The coding region runs from base 1 to 189 and encodes 62 amino acids. The transcript has a single exon. Lineage: Eukaryota; Fungi; Ascomycota; Leotiomycetes; Helotiales; Sclerotiniaceae. The record is from RefSeq and is a predicted model, not a curated record.
AUGGAUUCAACACUUCCGAGUCUCGUCAUAUCAAUUCCCGUAUCGAAUCGUCGCCGCGAAACAAUACGACACGCAUGUCAAAGUCGCGUUCGAAUGCUAUCGGCUUUCCACAAACCUCCAACAGAGAGUCUGCUAUCUGCGGCAUCGACAAUUCCUUCGCAAACACUGGCAUAUGGUGAUAGAUCAUGA